AUGGACACCGGUGGGCGGUGGUUGACGGUGGUUGUGGAGGUCAUGGAGGAGGUUGUUGCGGUAGAUAAGGAGUUGGAGGUGGCCAACGAUGGUAUUGUUGGUUGCAAUAGAUGGUGGCGGUCGGUGGCCGAUGGUGGUUGUAGAGCUCAACUAACACCUCUAAUAAAAACCCAACUCCACCCUUUGCCUCCUCUACUAUUUUCUCCUAACAUCAAAAUAUUAAUCUUGCCAUUUUGGUUUCUCGAUAUGGAGAUUCAACUUCUGUUUGCUCUUUUCUUAGUCUGCAACUUGAUUUAUGGGAUUCACUCGUCGGUUUUCACAAUAAAAAAUAACUGUCCUUAUGGCAUUGCACCAGCAACUUUAACUGGCAGCGGAGACUCAGUACCAACAGGAUUCGAACUGGCACCUCAAGCCUCAAACACCAUUAACAUGCCGGUGCCAUGGUCAGGACGAGUCUGGGCCCGAUUCAGCUGUUCCAACGAUGACGGAAAGUUCCAUUGUGAGAGUGGAGAUUGUGGUUCUGGUCAAGUAGGAUGCAAUGGUGCAGGUGCAGCCCCACCUGCAACCCUUGUGGAGUUUACUUUGUCACCUGCAGGUCAAAUGGAUUUCUACGACGUUAGCCUUGUUGAUGGGUUUAAUUUACCGGUUUCUGUGGUUUCGCAAGACGGUGUUGGUUGUCCAACCACAGAUUGUCCGGUUGACAUUAAUGCUCAGUGCAUGCCUGAGCUUGCUGUCAAGGAUGCAUCUGGUGGAACAAUCGGUUGUAAAAGUGCAUGUGUCGCGUUUAACAAACCGGAAUAUUGUUGCGCCGGCGAUCACAGUUCACCGGACACAUGCCCGCCCACGAACUAUUCGCAAUUUUUCAAGAAUCUUUGCCCCAAGGCUUAUAGCUUUGCUUAUGACGACAAAACAAGCACUUUUACAUGUAACAGUGGGGCUAAUUAUCUGAUUACAUUUUGCCCAUGA
Messenger RNA from Cynara cardunculus var. scolymus (artichoke), 966 nucleotides. RefSeq names its product thaumatin-like protein 1b. Gene Ontology annotation, cellular component: extracellular region. The transcript is spliced from 3 exons. The record is from RefSeq and is a predicted model, not a curated record. The coding region runs from base 1 to 966 and encodes 321 amino acids. NCBI's taxonomy places the organism in Eukaryota, Viridiplantae, Streptophyta, Magnoliopsida, Asterales, Asteraceae. Gene Ontology annotation, biological process: defense response.